UGACAUCGGCUCGCCAAAUUUCAUCAUGCGCCAGGCGCAUUCGAAUCGAGGAGUCAGCAGGCCACGUGCAAGCCAGACUUAUUGUUAGAAGCCUUCGCGCGCCCGCCAUUUCUGGCGCGUCACACGAUACGGAUUUAGGAUAUACGAGACGAUCGCUUCUUUCGAGCGGAUGAUGCAACGACGGAGCGAAGCGGAGGAUGCAAUGUUUCCUGAAAAGUCUCGCAAGUGAAAUAAUGCAACACAUUGCAAUGCAUUGAAACUCUUACUCAUGAGGAGUAAUUUCGGAAAUAAAGGUUUUUUGAGUGAAACCUCGGGUUUGUGCCGCUCACGAUGAAGUUCGAAAGAGCGAUCGGAAUCGAUAACAGCCGAACGACGACCUCUGCCACAAAGUCUCGGAAGAUGGCGAUGGUGGCACCUACGAAGACGCGGUAAAGGAAGCGAUGUGGCGGUGGAAAGUAGCUAAGUAAUCAGGUCUCGGCGGCAGUUGGCCGCGGUCUUUCGAACGGUUCGUGAACCUGCGUGGGCACCGCACCGCAUGAGAACAGCGCGUUCCAAAACUCGCGCCUAUCGUCGAACAAGCCUGCGCUCAGGAAUGAGGUAACCAUCAGCAAACGGACUUCUUAGGCGUUCUCAACACGUAGGAAUUAUCACCGGCGAACGACUUGGCAGGUGCAGAUAGUACGUCAACAAACGUGUCUACAAUGACCAACGUAAGCGAGAAGCCGUCGACAGAGUUGGAUACCUUCCUGCCUCAAGAUGGAUCCAAUUUCAAGGACGGCGUCCUGUCCACCAAAUACAAAGUACAAGUUGCCCCACGCGACGUUGAAGCAGCAUUGAGCGAUGAAAAGAGUUUCGAUCCCUUCGCGGAACGUAAAGUCGACAAUCCGACAACGGAUUGCGAUACGUUGACGCACUUGUUAAAAGCAUCUCUUGGCACUGGAAUUUUAGCUAUGCCAAUAGCUUUUAAAAGCGCUGGAUUACUCCUUGGUAUCUUUGCCACGAUACUCGUCGCAUUCGUGUGCACGCAUUGUGCGUAUAUUCUGGUCAAAUGUGCACAUGUGCUUUAUUACAAAACUCGGAAAGCGGAAAUGGGAUUUGCUGAUGUUGCCGAGACAGCUUUUAGUAAUGGACCCGAAUGGGCAAGAAAGUUUGCGAAACCUUCCAGAUAUCUCAUACAGAUCAGUCUAUUUACUACAUAUUACGGCACCUGCAGUGUGUACGCAGUAAUUGUCGCUGCUAACAUUAAGCAAAUCAUCGAGCAUUAUCAAGAUGUUGACAGUGGUGAUUACAACAUCCGAUUAAUCACCGUUUACUUGCUGGUGCCACUAAUUUUACUUAGUUGGGUACCCGAUUUAAAGUAUCUCGCGCCAGUUUCGAUGGUAGCGAACAUCUUUAUGGGAACAGGACUUGGAAUAACAUUUUACUAUCUCGUUUGGGAUAUGCCACCAUUGUCUUCAGUGCCUUUAGUAGCUUCGAUCGAAAACUUCCCGCAGUUCUUCAGCAUCACUAUCUUCGCCAUGGAGGCGAUUGGCGUGGUGAUGCCCUUAGAAAACAACAUGAAGACGCCGCAGCACUUUGUGGGAAUUUGUGGCGUUCUCAAUAAGGGAAUGUCCGGCGUUACGCUUGUAUAUAUUUUCCUUGGAUUCCUCGGAUAUGCUAAAUACCAGGACACGACGCAGGAUAGCAUUACAUUGAAUUUACCGACAGAAGAAAUAGCAGCGCAAGUUGUGAAAAUACUGAUCGCCCUAGCCGUCUUCUGUACUUUUGGUUUGCAAUUUUACGUGUGUCUCGAUAUCGUGUGGAACGGUGUAAAGCAUCGUUUCAAGAAGAGGCCUGUCUUAGCCAAUUAUAUCGUAAGGACAUUGCUAGUAACAGGUGCAGUUCUCCUUGCUGUGGCAGUGCCAACAAUCGGACCGUUCAUCGGUCUAAUUGGUGCAUUUUGUUUUUCCAUUUUGGGGCUUCUUAUUCCGGUCUUUAUCGAGACUGUAACUUAUUGGGAUGUUGGCUUUGGACCAGGAAACUGGGUAGCCUUAAAGAAUGUAAUUAUAUGCGUGAUAGGCCUAAUGGCAUUAGUAUUUGGAUCACGCAGUGCUAUUAUGGAUAUAGUGAAAUUGUAUGGUUGAUAGUAUAUAUUUUCCGUUUUUUAUCUAGUGCAAAUGUUUCAAUAGAAUAUUGCGAUAAACUUUUCUACCACAUUUCAAAUCUGUCCCCGAUAUGGUUAACGGUAUUUUAGAAUGAAUCAAGCAUAUUGAGCUCGUGGACGAAGUCAGUAAAUUACUAGACAGACUCGACGUAUUUUAUACAAUUGUACAUAUUAACUCAGAUUUUUUUCUCUGAUGUAUUUCCUGAGACUUUAGAAUUUUCUAAAAAUAUUAAAAAUUUUUUGAUUUAUAGAUCUUUAAGACUUAUUUAAAGAAUUAGUGUAUUUUUUAUUUUAUAAACUUAUUUGUGUGUAAAGAAAAAUAUCAAAAAAUUAUCAAAUUUUUAAGAUAAUCAUUUAUAACUACAUUUUAUAGGACAGAAAUUUAAAAAAGUAGAUUUAGGAGCAAUAGCAGUAUUCAUUUAACAGAAGAAAAUGCAAAGUAAAAUGAAUGACAGUGAAAUAUCGCGGUCGUAACGCGCGCGAAUAUAUUCUAAAAUAUGCGUAAAGUUCCUAUAGGAAAUCAUUUCUAUAUUAUCGGAAUGUUAUUUAAUUUUAUAUGAAAAUUCAGCAUUUAUAUGAAAUUAAAGAAGUUUUAAGCUAA
This is a messenger RNA of Solenopsis invicta (red fire ant), 2744 nucleotides long. RefSeq names its product proton-coupled amino acid transporter-like protein pathetic (gene path). Gene Ontology annotation, cellular component: vacuolar membrane. Bases 702 to 2123 code for a protein of 473 amino acids. The transcript is spliced from 10 exons. Gene Ontology annotation, molecular function: amino acid transmembrane transporter activity. The record is from RefSeq and is a predicted model, not a curated record. Lineage: Eukaryota; Metazoa; Arthropoda; Insecta; Hymenoptera; Formicidae. Gene Ontology annotation, biological process: amino acid transmembrane transport.